AUGGGGAUAGCUGACGACUGCUUUCGUGUGCUAAUCGAUAACAAAAGUCUUCGAACGGAUCAGAUUCAUGAACUUUUAACUAAAAUAAAGACUCAUGUCAUCAAAGAGGGCAUCUCAACACUUAACCUCGAUGCCAUAAUUGGGUUUUUGUGCGAAACUUUAUCUAUAUCGAUCUCAACAAAGAUUCUGCUGAUAAAAGAUGCUCUUCUACCAAAUGGCAAGGUUCCGAGGUCUACCAUUUACGCAAUUCUCAGACGUCUUGGAGUAAGAUCGCUAUCCACCCCAAAUAAAUCAGAAACUCCAAGGGCAUUGCAAACGGAACUAUGCCAAUGGCUUGUUCACGUUUACAUUUACAUGCAAGAUGUCACUGUUUUCGAAGAUACUUAUUCACACUGGCUUCAGUUGUGGCAACUAGACUACCUACAGCAGUGGAUAACUUAUCUGCUCUUUUGGUCAACCACGAAGCCGCUCGUGAAACCAUGGCGCAUGCAAUUAAUCACCAAGAUAGCCGACAACACUGGGUAUUCAAAUGCAAAAGCUUGCGCUACUCUACUUCUGGAGAAGUUUCACUGUCUAGUGCCUAACAGACAAAUCAACGAUGCAAUCGAGCAUUUGAACUGCAACAAGCGAAGGCUCAACACGCUUAAGCGUCAAGUCUGGGACUUGGAAUUUAUGUCGAAAUGGGCAUCUAUAGUUGAACACUCACAUGGAGUUUCCCAAUCAACUCUUCAGAACUUAGUGCAAGAACUCGACAACCAAUUAGCCAAUUGUUCACAGCAAGAUAUCCCCUCCAUUAAGAGAAAAUCAUUAACCAAGAUUGCAGUCCAUAAUAUUGGCACGCUUGAACGACUGGCAGCCUCAUUUGAACUCCUUACGUUACCAAACGACCUGGAGGAGCUGUUCAGAAAUAGUGAUGAAAGCUCUCUCGUUUUUCUCGCUACCUUAGAUCCCCACCACAAGUUUUGGAGUCGCGUGUCAGAAUGGACCAGACUGAAAUUUUAUACGGCUUCAAUUCAUGCUAAUAUGGUGAGCUACCGCCAGUCCAUUAUCAGGCCGCUGUUGGUUGCCGAAUUGCUAAACCCACAACCUUCUACAUUACAACAUAUUUCAAACAUCAGCUGGAUUGACGACCUUAGAGAAUUUAUGCUUCAUAAAACGGGUACACCUGAAUUGGACAGCCUUGAAAAGCUGAAAGGUCUUAGACUAGCCCCAAAUUUCGAGACAGGACAUUUCUAUAACAGGUGCAGAACCCUAUUGUAUCGAAUUCAUGUACUGAACAAGAGGCGGCAGAUUAAUCCGGAAAUCUUCCGUCUUCUUAAGUUUAUCAUAUCCUGCAUUGCUGAACACUCAUCAAAGCACAUUGGUAACAGACAUUUGACUACCACCUCGAGGCUUCUAGUGAUAGUAUUAUGCGAGUUGGCAUGCUAUGAUAAUGACAAGAGGUUCUUUGAGAUAUGCCUUCUGCCACAAGCGGCAUUAGACUCGAUGAUGAUAUCCUCUGAUCCUGUUGUGCUAAACACCGUUUGCUCCUACCUUUCGUCUAAAUCUGUGAUGAAAGGGCUAUGUGAUGAAAAGUCGAUAGCCGAAGCGCGCAACAAAAGUAUUCUUGAUCUCAUCAAUUAUCUCUGGCGGAACAAGCUAGGGCACGGUCUACCUACAUUUAAAAUCCCCGAAGAUUUUAUAAGACGCAUUUUAGAAGUACCAGGUUCAGAUCUCCCAAAUGCAGAAUUGGAAUUGAUGUUCGGUAUUUUAAAUAUACCAGCGCUUGCUUUCCCUGCCCGAGUCGCCCUUGAGGGCCUAGAGGAUGCACUAACCAGUAGAGUUCACUUCAAUCAAAGGUUAAGCGAAAAGUCGUAUUCGGAUUUCACACAGGCUCACCCUGGAGAUUGGUUGGAUACGAUUUCUUCUUUUCAUGAACUAAAGCUUGCGAUACUUGGCAAAUUAAGACAUCAUGAUGCAUACGGCGGAAUUGCGAAAUUCUUGUAUAUUUAUUUGCACGAUAUCACAGAUAGCGGUUCAUCUUGA
Messenger RNA from Lachancea lanzarotensis, 2025 nucleotides. It is a transcript of the gene CTF3, whose product is annotated as LALA0S01e10726g1_1. NCBI's taxonomy places the organism in Eukaryota, Fungi, Ascomycota, Saccharomycetes, Saccharomycetales, Saccharomycetaceae. Bases 1 to 2025 code for a protein of 674 amino acids. Gene Ontology annotation, cellular component: cytosol; nuclear body; kinetochore. The transcript has a single exon. The record is from RefSeq and is a predicted model, not a curated record.